This is a messenger RNA of Heterostelium album PN500, 336 nucleotides long. RefSeq lists its product as uncharacterized. The transcript has 2 exons. The record is from RefSeq and is a predicted model, not a curated record. Lineage: Eukaryota; Evosea; Eumycetozoa; Acytosteliales; Acytosteliaceae. Bases 1 to 336 code for a protein of 111 amino acids.
AUGAAUUAUAAUGGAUAUUCAGUUAUUUUGUCGACAUUGAAAUUACAAGGAUCGUUGACAAGACCACAGAUUUGGCAUUUGGUUAGACAGAGCAAUCUAUUUCAAUCGUCACUCAACUUUAAGAGUAAAUUGGAUACUCUGCUCAGCACAGAGAGAAUCAAUAGAACAUCAGAGUAUCAAUACGAUGCCAAGCGUGCCAAACAACAAAAGGAAUUGGAAGAACGUAAAUCAAAGAUCGUCGAAAUCAAGAUACAAGAAAAGAAGAAGAAAGACGAUCAAGAACAACAAAGAAUACAACAUGCUUUGAAAAAGAGUUCAAAAAUGUAUAAAAAUUAA